Molecule: messenger RNA, 1644 nt
Organism: Magallana angulata
Lineage: Eukaryota; Metazoa; Mollusca; Bivalvia; Ostreida; Ostreidae
Exons: 3
Coding region: 289-1413 (374 amino acids)
Source: RefSeq, a predicted model, not a curated record
AGUUGGUACGUAGAUGUUGCCAAAGCAGGUUUGCAGAAUCAAACAAUAAGACAAUACAUCUAAUUAUUGGACCCCGAUUAACAGAUACGGUUUAUGUUUAAAAAAAAAUCCGUCUUUGUCCAGAUCGCACGCGCAGAGGACCCUUGGUGGAGCUUUAAUCGCGACACUGGGCUGCUAGCUCUUCUAGCACGAAAAGCUGAGUAGGUCGGACCCUCUAGAGUUUUGCUAGCCAUAACUUAAUUCAGCGUCCAGGAUGGCUGGAUCUGUUCUCUUAAAUAUCAUCUGGAUAUGAAUUUCUUGUCCGUUUGUACUUUUAUGAAAUGUGCAAUAUUUCUUGGAGUAUUGAUACCAGUUUGCUAUGGCGGGGAGACCUGCUCUGCGACGUACGGGGGAUUGGUAGUAAGCAAGUACUGUGACAUCGGGGGGUGCUGUACCCCCAGCACGGUUACCGAGAAGACCGACCCGGACGAGCUAUGCUGCAUCACGACCCUGACCGUGAUUCUGGUGGGCUCGUUUGUGGGAGGGCCGCUACUGAUAAUGACUAUCGUAUGUUCCGGGGUGUGCAUCAAACGAUACUGUGAAAAGAAGAAAAACGACGACCGGGUACAGGAGACAGAGAAUGCGCGACAGGAGAGGCGCAGAGAGCGCCGCCGCCAGCGCCAACAGCAGGAGCAGGAGGAAGAGGCCAUACGUAUCCGGCGCUACUACGAACCCUUGCCCGAGGAUGGCCCUAUGGCACCACCUGCGUACGAUGCUGAGCCCCCAGGGUCUGUUCCUGCCAGGCGGGCCGCCCCGAUGUCUCCACCUCCAGCGUAUGAAGCUAUUGUACAGGAGACAACUUUACCAAAUCAAAGGGGUCAAGGGACAAGUCACUUCAAUGAAGUUUCCCAAAGCGGAGGAGGACAUAUAGAUGUAACAAUUCAUGCACCUUCAAUCGGUGGCAGGCGAACGAAAAUUCGAGCGAGUUCGAACAAUACGAAUAAUGGAGUUCUCGUGGCGAGAAAUGGGAUUCCAAGACAGGAGUCUGUGCAUAGAAACCAAGUGUCCCCAAACAGCAGUUUCAGGGAUACAACGAACAACCAGUCCAGUGAGGUUGCCCAGGGCGGGGGUGAACCAAUCGAUGUUACGAUACACGCUCCGUCCAUAGGUGGCAGACGACCGAAAAAUCGAACCAAGUUGGAAGAUAAAAAAGCCAGCGAACCUUUCACAAAAAACGCGGAAUCAAGACAGGAAUAUGUGCAAAAAAGCCAGAUGUCUUCGAAUUAUAACGGUUUUAAAGACACGCCAAGCCCAGUUUCUAUGGCCAACGGUCGUUCGAAUUCCGAACUUAACGGCUCGAAAUCGUUUUCACGGCCCCGGCAAAUUGUAACCGAUGCUUCAGCCGAGGAGCCAGCAGACCUACUGUACAUCUGACAAUUGUGCACAGUAUCUCUAAUGUUGUGGCAUUCUUUAACUGUGAUAUAAUUUAUUAAAUGUUUGCAAGGAAAAACGUUUUGAUGGAUUUGCUUUAUGUACAUUUUGAUAUAUGAAACAAAGAUUGAUCAUUUUAAAUGCAUGACUGAUACGUCAGUUUAUGAUUGUUAUGUCAAAUUUUCCAGCUAUGUUAUUUACAUUAUUGUAAAUAAACACACCUUCGAAUGCUUA